This is a messenger RNA of Piliocolobus tephrosceles (Ugandan red Colobus), 5534 nucleotides long. It is a transcript of the gene DNAJC5, whose product is annotated as DnaJ heat shock protein family (Hsp40) member C5. Gene Ontology annotation, biological process: regulation of synaptic vesicle cycle. Lineage: Eukaryota; Metazoa; Chordata; Mammalia; Primates; Cercopithecidae. The record is from RefSeq and is a predicted model, not a curated record. Gene Ontology annotation, cellular component: intracellular membrane-bounded organelle; presynapse; membrane. The coding region runs from base 603 to 1199 and encodes 198 amino acids. The transcript is spliced from 6 exons.
CACGUCCUUCCGGGAGCGCGCGCGCCGGUGCGGGUGCGUGCGUGAGCGUGCGCGUCUCCGCCGCCGCUUCUGCUGCCGGUGCUGCACCCGCGCCCUCUGCCGCCGCCGCCGCCGCCGCCGCUGCCGCCGCCGCCGCCCCCCGGGGUCUCCAGGCUGAGGAGUGCGUCGGCCGCUGCCCAGCAGCGCCGCGGAGCGGGGAGCGGAGCCGCGGAGCCGGCGGGAGGGCGGGCGGGCGGGCGGACGGGCAGAUCUUUUAAGUCUUCUGAGGAGCAUGGACCUGCUAGACUGCAAGCUGCGAGGGCCGAGAUUUUUACCUGUUUGGUUUAUUUUGUUACCACUGAGUCCCCAGCUCUGAGAACAGAGCAAGGCAUGUGAUCGAUGCUUCGUAACUGUUGAACAAAUGAAUGCUGAGCUGUGACGGCACCGACGUGUGUCCAGGGAGAGGAUGCACCCUGCCGUGUGGACGUGUGCCCAGGGCCCAGGACAGUGCCACGGAAGAGGACGCACAGGACAGCGCCACGGAAGAGGACGCACAGGACAGCGCCGUGGAAGAGGACGCACCCGGCUGUGUGGCAGGAGAGGUUCCCAAGGGUUAGCCUAACAUGGCAGACCAGAGACAGCGCUCACUGUCUACCUCUGGGGAGUCGUUGUACCACGUCCUUGGGCUGGACAAGAACGCAACCUCAGAUGACAUUAAAAAGUCCUAUCGGAAACUUGCCUUGAAAUAUCACCCCGACAAGAACCCUGACAACCCGGAGGCUGCAGACAAGUUUAAGGAGAUCAACAACGCGCACGCCAUCCUGACGGACGCCACGAAAAGGAACAUCUACGACAAGUACGGCUCGCUGGGGCUCUACGUGGCCGAGCAGUUUGGGGAAGAGAACGUGAACACCUACUUCGUGCUGUCCAGCUGGUGGGCCAAGGCCCUGUUUGUCUUCUGUGGCCUCCUCACGUGCUGCUACUGCUGCUGCUGUCUGUGCUGCUGCUUCAACUGCUGCUGCGGGAAGUGUAAGCCCAAGGCUCCUGAGGGCGAGGAGACGGAGUUCUACGUGUCCCCCGAGGAUCUGGAGGCCCAGCUGCAGUCUGACGAGCGGGAGGCCACAGACACGCCGAUCGUCAUACAGCCGGCAUCUGCCACUGAGACCACCCAGCUCACAGCUGACACCCACCCCAGCUACCACACCGACGGGUUCAACUAAAUCCAGGAGAAGCUGUGGUCAGAGGAGGAGCCGGCGCCCGGCCACGCCGACCUUAGAGAGGAGCCAGCGCCCGGCCACGCCAACCUUAGAGUCAUGAACUGUAGUCACAGAGAUGGGAAGGCAGCCUCCUGCCUGCCCCGGCCUUGCCGGGGCCCCUCCUGCCUCCACGCCCACCCAGCGCCAACCCUUGACCCACGAAGUGCGUAGCAUGCAGUAUUUAAAGCAGUGUAGCUACGAUCUUCUGUUCUUUUUCCUUUUGUAAUAGCAUGUACGGGGUUACGUUCCGUGUCUGUGUUGUGGACGUUCUGCGGCAUGACCGCGUCGACCGCACAGUGGAGCUGCCUCAGGGCUGUCGGUCAGGCCGGUCCAGUGAGGGGUGACUGCAGCCGGCCAGGUGGGCGAGGAGAAGGGGAGCUGCCCCUUUCUUCCCUGUGCUCGAGGGGCCGGAGGCAGGUGCUGCCUGGCAGGGCUGUGUUACCGUCUUGGCCUCGGGGUCUGGUCCACCCGCUGUGCUCCCAGCCUUGAGGCUGCAGCAGGACUCUGAUCUCACCUGCCAGAAAAGGGGCGAGGCUGCGUCACCGGCGUCACCGUCAUUCCUUGGUGUCUGUGCUGGGCACAGUUGGCUUAGGGCUCUGUGGUUUCCUGGGCCUUGUGGCAGGGUUUCUCCUGUGGGAGAAUUUGGUGUGGAAAGCAUAGGAGGCUCCUUCCGAGGUUGACCCCGUGUCCUCCGCACAGUGUGUCUGGCCUGGUCUCCUUGUCGUGUGGACGCUGCGGUUCCUCGGAGGUGUGUCCUUCGCCCAUGUUGGGGUUGUUUGUCUGUGUUCCUGCACUUUUCCCGGGCUCUGAGCUGCAUUGAUGGGGCCAGUCUCCCCGCUCCCGUCUUGGGGUCAUUCUCCACAUUCCUUCCAGACCACCUGUCCUUUCCGUAGCCCUUUUUGAACCUUUAGAACCACAGAUAGUAGGACCAGCCCGAUGGGCCUCAGAGAGUAGAUUGUGCAUAUGUGAGCACCCAGUUGCUGGGGAUGGGGGCUCUCCCAAGAUCCCUCCUCCUGUGUUUGCCAGAGCUCCCAUCUGCCCCACUCGCCUUUGCCCCGUCAUCGAUGAUUCAGGCAGAGCCAGGUUCAUUAGGUCCCUGGAGGAAGGACUGACGGGACCAGAGGGACCCUCUGGCUCAGAAGGGUUGGGUCCCUGGGAGGCCAGACCACAGAAUCCACAUGUCGGAAUCCACGUGCAGACCAUUGGAAGUCAGUCUCUUGUGUGUCCUAGACCUUGUUGGUGGCGCCCUGGGUAGGGGAGCGGAGGGAAACUGUUCUGAUGUGCCUGUGCUGGCCGAGCGAGGGCUCAGAGCUGCCCCCACUCCAUGGCUCAUGGGAUGUGCUGGGCCUGCCUUUGGCUGUGUGCUGCAGACUCCAGUGGGCCUGGUUUCUGCAGAAUGUCCCUGGUGGCUCUGGCUCAGACCAAGCCGAUGAGCCUCCUGAAGCCCCCUUUCCCCGCCUGCCUGCUGACCCGUGGCCCCAGCUUGCUCAUUGCCCUCAGCGGCCACCCAAGGCUGUGUAGAGGGGUAGGUUCAGGUUGACCAGGAGGUUGUCAGAAGGGAUGUGGUUUGAGGACACAUCGGGACGUGCCUAGGAACGGGGGGCUGGUGAGGCCCCAGCUGACCCCUCCUGUAGGUCCCCGUGUGGACUGUGAGCUGGCUGCCGUGAGCACCAGAUCCUGGGGCAGCUGUGUCCGUCCCACCCUUCUUUUUCUCACUAAAAUGAUCAUGAAGACCUUUGACGAGAGGAGAGAUAUGCACUGUGAUGUUAAAUGAGAAAUAAUUUGUCAAAAUCAGACCUCUCCUAAAAAAGUAAGAAAUUCAUUGUUUGGCCCGUCCUGAAACGUGAGGCGGCGAGACAGUGGGGUGCCUCUGUGCCACUCAGCACAACAGCAAGUUCAGCCUGAGAUGCCGGCUACACUCAGCCUUUGCAAUUUUUGUAGAUGUAGCUUAGGACGUGAGUGAUUUUUCUGCAGACUGGCCAAGAGCCAGGUUCUAAGCUUGGACCUAAGGUAGAAAGCCACCCACUGGGGGCCCUGGCUCAGCCCCACCAGGCUCUCUGUUGGGCCUGCACACAGCUCUGUGGCUAGAACACUCCAAGGCCCUUCGAUACUCAUCACAGAGGGCCCCUUGCCCGGUGGCUUUUCAGUUACAGAGUCCAAUGGACCAUUUUUUAGAAUGCAGCUCCCUGCAGAAGGUGGGGUAGCGGGGGAAGGAAGAGCAGGUCUGGAGGUUUGUGGAACCUGGUCCCCUGCAGAAUUUGUAAAACCUAAGUAACUCACGGCCAUGGCCAUUCUCACGGUGGUGACUGUGAUUCUGAGAUCCCCAGGAAGCCCAGACACUCGGGGCCUGGAGCUCCUCCCACUGCCCGACCUGGAAGCAGAACCCUUUUCAGCAUUCUGCCCUGUUGGUUUUAAGGCCUUGUCUUAAUUCAAGGAAGAAGAUCCUUCCAGGUUUUAUUUCUCUUUUUAUUGAGUGGACUGUUUCCCCAUUGAAAGAGAUGGUGAGUCCCCAGGGACAGCUUUCGCACCUCCCUGUCCACAUGCUAACAGAUCAGGACGCCCCCAGCAUCCCUGCCUUCGGUGGCAGUGACGGGAUCCCCAAGUCCUCACUCUGAGGCUGCGGACGGUGCUGUGAGCGAGUGUGGCCGUGAGCACAGAAUGUCCCGUUGGACGCCGCUGCUGGGCGCUGCCAGGGGCCUGCUGGGGUUGUGCUUUGAGGCCUGUCCAGUUCACGAGGGGUCCAGGCAGCACUGGCUGCUUCUGACCUGCAGGAGGCAUGGGUGCAGCCCCGAGGGCCCUCUCCCGGCAGCUGCUGUGUAGAUUGUCUCCACUCAGUGACGUGGGGUUUUUUUGUCUUCCUUUUGGCUUUACUUUUAAACUGCUUUAGAUAUUACUGCUCAGUGUUUGUGAACUUUCCUAGUUCUGUGUGUUCAGUUCGUGCAGCCAGCACCCGGUGGGGACCUGUUAGAAAAAGGGACUGGCGUGUGCACGUGCCCAGCAGGAAAAGCUUCACCUUCACGUCGGCUGCCGCCGUCCAGGAAAGGCCCUGGGGCCUCACGCCGUCGAGGCCGCUCUCAGGUGCUGUGUGUUGCCAGUGGCCGCCGUCGCCUGCCGAGCCCAGGGCGUUCUGUUGUGGGUGGGCCUCGUGCUGUGGGGGCACCAGCACGCAGGCUGCCACUGGAGGGUCCGGGUGCUGCGGGCAGAGUUCGACGUGGGGCUUGUCCACCCGACUUAGCUCUGGCUCAGUGCAUCCUACUGUGGGGACGUCUCGUGGGGGACACGAAGUGACUGAUCUCACCCUUUCCCAGUAUUCGGAGCUGUGAACCCGUGUGGCGCAGGACUGGCCUGUGUCUGUUAUUUUGGUUGUAAAUCAUCCUGUGGAAUUGGCAAAAGCUACAUUUUUACUGUCCUUACCAGCAACAGUUCGCGUCGUCACAUGCUGUGAGUGUGGGCUGUGGUGUGCCCGUGUGUGUACAUAUGUGUAUAUGUAUAUAUCACACAGCAAGCGUGUCAUUUGUGCUGCUGUCCCGUGGUGAAGCCACAAGUACAAUUUCAGGUGGCUCUGAAACGGCCUUUGCUUUCUUGGGAGUUGGGCAGGGACCUGCAAGAGGCUUUCCUGGCAGGUGCACAGAAGGAAGCGCUGAGCCCACUGUGUGCAGAGGAUGUGUGCCCAGGGCACUGCCACGGCCCCCACCGGUGUUGGCCUCUGCUCUGCAGGGUCGGGUGCCCAUCCUGGGGGCUCCAUGUCACGCCCACCUGACCCAGGUGUGUGUCCCGGUGUGAAAUCUAGGAGGUGACUGGAAACCCUUCCCUCCCUUGCGACAUUAAAGCCGAUUUUCUAAGCAAGAGAUACAAUCAGUGGGAAAGCUGCAUCUGAAGGGCAGCCUGGGAAGGGGCCCCGUCCUGGCCCCAGGUCCGCCCCAGAGGAGUCUACCCAGCAUCACCGCCAGAAGAGGCUGGGCCAGGUCCUGCAGGCGGCACCUUUUGGUAGAUAUUGUUUCUCUGGAAAAUGGGGAAAAUGUUUCAAACCAGGUGAGGGGGGGAAGUUAACACUGAAAUAUGUCUUGUUUUUAAAAAUCAAACGCAAACGCAUGGAAGCUGCUUGUCCAUGCACUGGUUUUUCACUGGCGUCCUGGAGUCCGACCGUGUUGGGUGCAGGCGCUGUCAGACUCCGGCUGAUCCUGGCUCGAGCACACACAUCUGAGGGCCAGGCUGGUUCCGCAUGGUGAUCUCCGUCUUGUAUGUCUGAAUGUUGACCUAAAAUAAAGAUUACUGUUGUAAAAUAAAUGUUUUCACUGC